AAUUAAGAUGUAUACAGGCACAAUCUCAGUAAUAUAUGGUCCAAUGGUAAAUAAAUAAAUAUAUAUGAGUUUUCUGGUAAAACAAGUGAAUUAAUGAGAUUGGUAAAAAGAUUUACAAUUUCUGAAAGAAAAUGUGUUGUGUUAAAUUAUGCAAAUGAUAAUAGAUACUCAGAAGAGUAAUGUAUUUCAAGUCAUGACAAGUAUGAUGAAUAUUAAAAUAAAGAUAAUUUUUGAAAGCCAUAAAAGUAUGUAAAUUGAAUGAAGCAUAUGAGAAGUGUAAGGAUAGUGAUGUAGUUGCAAUUGAUGAAGGUUAAUUCUUUUCAGAUGUAAAUAAGAUAAUAAAUAAUAUAGAUUGUUGAAUUUAGUGAGAAGAUGGCAAAUUAAGGAAAGAUUGUAAUAGUAGCAGCUCUUGAUGGAACAUUUGAUAGAAAACCUUUUCAUAAUAUUUUAAAUUUGAUUCCAUUAGCUGAACGAAUAACAAAAUUAACAGCAGUAUGUUGGUUUUGUAAAAGAGAGAAUGCUUCUUUUACUAAAAGAAUAGUAUAAUCUCAAGAAAGUAAAUUAAAAUAUUAAAAAAUUAGUUGAAUUAAUUGGUGGUGAAGAUUGUUAUAAACCUGCAUGUAGAGUAUGUUUUCAUCUUUCAGAGAAUUAAUAGAAAAUUAAAUCAAUUCCUGAAUUAUUGUUUGUAAAUUAAGAUAAUCAUGUUGGUUAAUAAAAUUUGAUUUGCUGAGCA
Molecule: messenger RNA, 733 nt
Organism: Paramecium sonneborni
Lineage: Eukaryota; Ciliophora; Oligohymenophorea; Peniculida; Parameciidae
Source: the annotation of a GenBank genome assembly